AGGGAUGGGGGUGUGGUUUGGGAUUGAGAAUCUGUCCUCAGAAACAGGCAGUGUGGAGCAGACGACCACUUGUCAGAUACUCAGUUGCAUUUGUCCCCAGACAGCAUUUCUGCAUAAUCCAGAACUUCCAUGGUAUAUGUGGAGCUGAGCGACCGGGUUUGUUUUCAUUCCGUCCUGAGCCAGCGCCAGGUAGAGCAGGUGGCUGUGCCUGGCCCCGCGAGUAGGAGCCUCGUGUAGUUAUGCUGAAUGUCUGUGUGCCUAACAUCUUCAUCUCCUUUCCUGUACAUUGUGCCUAUCAUGUUCCAAAAUGUGAGACAGUGACUGCUUGUGUUCCAGUUUGUGUGCCGUUUCCUUGCCUGACUUUUAUUUUUCUGUUUUUCCUUUUCCAUUUCAACCUUUGUUUAUUUGGUCCCACGAUGUUUCUGCCAUGGGUUGACCAUUUUAAAUGUUCCGAGGAGAGCUGAUCUGAUCUGUGCAUUAAUUCUGUGUUCUGUGCUUUUCUAGGUCUCCAGAGAGAGCCCAAUCCCUGUUCUGUAAUAACUGUAGAGCACUUUAAAGACUCAGCAGGCGUUAAAGGCCUUCCCCUGUAUCCAGACCCCUCCAGAGUACCUGGCACGAAAACGCAGAACAAUUUAGAAUCGGACUACUUGGCCCGAGAUGGCCCUUCAAGCAACAGUUCAUUCCACAGCAGUGAAGAGGAAGGGACUGAUCUCGAGGGGGACAUGCUGGACUGCAGUGGGUCUCGACCUCUCCUCAUGGAGUCCGAAGAAGAGGACGAGAGCUGCAAGCCUCCCCAGGGGAAGCUGGGGGGAGCUCUUCCAUUCGCUCAGCAUGAAGUCUCUACUGAGCAAGCAAAGGCAGGCCAGGGCGGCCGAAAGAACCAGUUCCAAGCCCUCCCACAACCAGCCACAGACGGUCUCGGGGAGCCAGAUGUUUUUGCCACAGCCCCUUUCAGGAGCUCAAGGGUUCCAGCUGAUGACUUGGAUAUUUUCUCCAAAGCCCCGUUUGUCUCCAAGGGCAGCGUGGCUCCUUCCCAGCCAGAGGAAGCAGACGUGUUCUUGAGAGCUCCCUUUACCAAGAAGAAGAAUGUGGAGGAGUUAACGGUUGCCCAGAGCGCCCCCCAGGAGUUGCCUGUGCAGGCCAGUCUCCUCAGUCAGACUGAUGAUGUCCCUCUGCUCCCAGGCCUUGAGAGAGCAGUGUAUGCCCCUGUCCGAGCCCAGUACCCAGUGGCUGCUUUUGUCCAGCAGUCUAACCUCCCCUCCCAUUCUGUGCAAGCAGCAGACCAUCUUGACAGCAUCUCUCCCAGGGGAUCCUGCCUGGAAUCUGGGGGCCAUCCUAAUGACAGAAACAAAGGACCUCAGCCCCAGAAAGAAGCUAUCUCAGGCCCUGUGGCUGGCAAACCAUUCCGCCCCCAGUCUUUAUCCAAAUAUUCCCGUCACUAUAGCCCAGAAGAUGAGCCAAGUCCGGAAGCCCAGCCCAUUGCUGCCUACAAAAUUGUUUCCCAGACCAACAGACAGUCCAUAGCUGGCUCUGUUUCCAUCACAUCCCUUUCCUCCAGGACUACGGAGCUGUCAGCGGUGGAUCCGUUUGCUUUAGCACCCUUUCCUUCCAAAUCAGGCAAGCAGAAACCUUAGGAGCGCUACCUGAGCCUUCAAGCCUCUGUUUUUACCACACCCUCAGUACUCAUCACAUCACUCCCAGCUGAGCCUGUCUCAGAAGAAGUGCACCAGUUAUUAUCUCUCAGUUCCCCGUGUCCGAGCAGGAUUCCUGUGGGCAGCGAACUCCGUGGCAGUGAUACUCAGUUGAAACCCCUUUAAGUUAUGCUCACUUCUUUUGUUUGUAUUGAUUUCUGGACUUCCAGGCAUUUCCGUGGCCACAUCUCUGCUGUCUUUUUUGGCCCCAAGACUGUUUGAAUCCAGAAAUAACUUCACCCCAACCCCAGAGGGGCUAUGUUAUUGCGGAUUUUUUUUUUCCCUGCACUUCCUGCUCUGAGUCUUGUCUGUUGAGGACUCAAGAUUAGUCCCUUCAGGACUCGACUUAAUGCUCUUGCAAAGGGGAUAUUUAUGGAAAGAAAUCCAAGAUGAAAAUCCUGCAAAUGAAGAGGAAGUGUAAUCCUGCAGAUACUAAUCAUUCCUGUAAAACCAGCAGCUCUACAAAGGAUUCUCUGGAUCCGUUUCUGAGUCUUUGCGAGCCAGGCUAGCCUCUCACACAUGAGUGUUUGUGGGUGUGUGACCUGCAUCAGAUCCUUUCCUAUGGAGAAACUCGAACAGAUGAGCUGUCUGUGCUCAUGUUGAACAGUAUUGAGCCUUCCCACACCCAUGCUUUUUAAAUCACUCUGAGUGCACAGGUAUGCGUGUGUGUGCGUGUGUGUUUUGGCGCGCGCACAGGGAGCAUUUUUCCUGUAGGUAAAUCCUGUCUCACUAUGCCUACCUCCACAACCACUCAUUUACUGGCAUUUGUCUCCUGACCUAACUGAUUUGAGCCCUGUUUUUAUUUAGUUCUGUCUUGUGGCAAAAUCAAAUCCAUUGGAAGGUGUAGGAGAAUCCUGCUGAAACUGAAGUUUCACAGAGUAGAUGUUUUCCUCCAAAAUUUGCUAUUUGCUCUUAACAAAUUCCAUUUACAUGGUUUUAAAGAAUUAUGAUUUUUUUUUUCCUCUCAGAACAAUAGAAAAGAGCAUCUAGUCCCAAUUUGAACCAUUGGGUAUGUGGUCUUAGUAAUAUUUUAAAGUACUUAAAAACCUUAGGUCUGAGCACUCCAGGCUGUCCUCCUAGAAUUAAUCAUGAGACUAAGCUACAAAUUAGAGUUGCAUACUUGUUUGUGUUUUCCGAUUCCUUGCUACCUUUCUCCACUGCCUCUUGAGGAAAAAUAAAUCUGAGACAUGUAAAUCAGUUUGAGAGAAAAGAGCUUAAUCAACUAUCCAUGCAAAUCUUUCAAUUUCCUGUUCUCUGUAGAUGUUAAAGUAGGCCAGAUAGGUGACUGACUUGUGUUUUUGAAAUGUUGUCUAUUUCUGGAAAGAUCUGACUCAUUCCCGGCUCUUUCCAUACCCGUUAUUAUUAGUGCCUUAAGGUGAAACUUUUGUCUCAAUGGGAAGAUCUGUGCUGAGGAAGUUCAACUUAAUGGAAAGAGCUGCUCCACCGUGUUCCAACCUGAAAGCUUCCAUUGACUUGUAAUCGAUGUCAGUGAUGUCUCCAUUAGCUGGAGAAGUUGUGAGAGUUGCUUACCAAAACAGAUGAAUGAUUUAAGAGUUGGAAAUUCAUCCAAGAAUUAAGCCAGAAUGCCAAACUCUACUGUAGUUGAAUAGGUGUCGUAUACUUUAAAUUUGAAAUUCAGGAAUCUUGGGGGUAGAAUAUGAACAGCAACUUCUCAAGACAUUUUCUAGUUUGGUCUCCACCUAUUUCAAACAUCCAGGUGAAAAGAAAAGUACUUGGCACUGGAUCAGGGCUACUGGCGAUGGCUUUACACCUGAGGUUUCAACCACUCCAGUCUUUCACUUUGAUGAAUGCUAAAUGUCCCUUCUAAGACUCUGCUUUUCUCCCCUUGAUGAUUUCUGAUUUCUUUUGUGUAAUGGUGGAUGCAAAAUCCUCUCUCCAGUUGAAUAAAUAGUUUGGGCUAACGCAUAUGGAACUUUGCAUCCCAGCCUCUUCCCUUGGCCAUUAUCAAGUAAAGCCCUCCAAGGCAGGAGCUAAGAGGAUAAGAAUAUUCAGGGAGAGUUCUCACCCCGAGUAAGGAACUCUUCAAGUGGAAGGUCAUUCUCAUUCCCUCUAUCAAAUAUUCAGGAUCACCUCUGUGACAGCCCUGCAAAAUGUCUUUCCUUUGGUUAUUUAAUCACUUCUAACUAAUCAAGCAGCCAUUUUAGCUCUUGAGGUAAAAUCAAUAAAAUCAUGGUGAUUUUAUCACAUCAUUGAAUCAUUUGUCAAGCAUGGGCUUGUAACCCUUUUUUAUUCUCACUGGAGAGGUAUGAUGGGUAGGGACUCUAAAUACGUUCUUUGAAUAGAAGUGAACGUAAAUACAUGCAAAUUGCUUGUGUUCUUACUGAGUGAUGCAUGAAAACUUUUGACUAUAUUACAUUAAUUGUCAGCCAAUAACUAGUAAAUUCUGCACUGAUCUUUGGAUCAUAUAGGGUAAAUACAUAAUUUAAAGAUAAAAUAUUCCUGCCAGAGGCCAUUCUGAAUCUGGAAUUCUAGAAAAUUUAGUGUUAAGGGAAUUAGGAGCGCUCAGGGUGUUUUGAAUUAGUAGCAAAUGCAUGUUUCCAACAACUAAUACUGCAACAGGUUAACAACAGAGAAAAAGAAGAUAUAUAGUCAGCAAAAUGCUACUACACCUUUUACUUUUAUAUGUUAUUUGCUUUACACAUCUGAUAGGAAAUGCAAGAACUUUUGACUUUUCAUUUCAGUGGAGGGCAAUGAGCCAGAAUCUAUUUUAGAUACAAAGCGUUGAACCCACAACAUGCACUGAUGAACUCUUUUAAAGAAUCUGCGUUAAAUGACUAACAGGCACUAUUGAAUUAAUGAAGUUAUAUUAUGUGUGGUGGAAAAUAAUCACCUUGAGCUCACAUAUGGCCUGUUAGGCUCCCGGUCCUUGUUAGAUUGGGAGAUGGAAUGAACAAAAACUUGAUGCAGAAGCAGAUGCUGGGCAGGACCUCAGUGAAUCUAGGUCAUAAAUUCAAUGUCAUUUUGGGCUCCAUAAUUAUUGAGUUGAAAAUUUGGUAUGUGUAGAUGUGUGUACAUGUCCACAUGCCUGUGUUAGGUCUGAGUUUAAUUUGGCAACCAACAUUUCUUGAAAUUUUCGAGAAAAAUACCAGCAUCUUUUUGGCCCACUAUUUAUUUAGUAAGUUUUAGAGUACAGGUCCAUCAGUGUUUCAAACUAUUGGGUGGACAUUUCAGCGACUCAUAAAGUAGCAGAUUUCAGUUUUACUUAAAUGUAAUCUCCAGAGUGACCUGACAAUACAAAUUCAAUCACGCUGAUAAAGAAAAAUCAUCAGAACAUAUGUCAUAUAAUAUGUGUGCAUUUUAUCAAAUAGGAUUUUAUAGGAAACUGCAGAAGGGUGAGAUCCAACUCAUUCUCUAGCAGGAAGGAAACAACUUAAAAUGGAGUCAACUUGGGUGCCUUUAAUAAGGAAAAAUGUUAUUAUCCACUGUGUCUUUGGAAUUGAAAUUGGAGAACACAUACCAAUCAACUCUGGAGUAGCUGCUGGCUGCAUAGAUGCAGUCUUAUCUGAGAAAUUUGAAACUCAGAUCAUUUUGAUAAAAGGUACAUAGGAUUGCUGCUGGAAAGACUGCAGCUUCUAAAGAGGUAGAAGCACUUUGUAAAUGCCCAGAGUCACCCCCGGGUUCUAAUCCAGUCCUGCUUGAUGGAGUGUAAACAUGAGGAUUUUAAAUGGAAUGAUGUACUUUAAAUUCUUCAUUUUUCAAUGCCUUAGUCAACAAGUACUUGUUUUUUGUUUUGUUUUUUUAAACCAUCAGAACACUUGGAGACUUGUGAAGUUCACUUAAAGGUUUCAAGAUGCUUGAAAAUUAAAAAAAAAAAAAAAAAGUGGUAUCUGGUUGGGAAUGGUUCCUGUGUUCUUCUGCUACAGAACGAGUCUUGUAGGUUGCUGAAAACAACUAGCUGCCUCAGUUUAGAUGUGAGAACCCGCAUCUUGGCAGUGUCUUGAUUCCCCAGGUGCCGCCUUGCUCUCUCACUUCCUGGUCCUCCCUGCCUCAUUUGUACCUUGACCUUUAUUAGGAAACAGGCCUCUCAUGUGGUCUCCAACAUCCCAUCACUAAAACACUGCCAGACACAGCUCUUUCCUGCUGCUUCUCUACUCUUGCAGGCCUUUCUGGCUCACCUUCCUUGUUCUGUUCCCACUUCAUUUCCUCAUUUAACAUUCCCCUACUACAACCAUACCAAUAAAUGAACGAUGAGAGGUAUGACUGGACGAUCGUGUCAAUUUUUAUGUGCCUUGUUAUUGUAAACAGUUUCUGCCCAAGUUUCAGCUUAACCUAUGGUAAUCUCACCACACUGGAAUAAUUCCAAAUGAAAGUGAAAUGGCUCACCUUCCCCAUUUCUUACGGACCAGAAGAACAGAUGAAGAAAAGUUGGCAGAGGUCCAGCCUUACCCUGGAGACACAACCCAAAGGCAUCUCUCCAUCAUGAUCUAACCCAGGCCCAGUGUGCCCCAGAAUGCAGGGGUAAGUUUAGGUAUGAAAGGACUCUGGAAUAGCUUGUAAAAAUACCUAACUGUUAACCAGCACACCGGCGGCUUAGUUUAGUAUUCCCAGAACUUGUAAUUAUGCAAGAAAUUUAGUCCAAGCUACUUCCCGGCAGUCUCAAUAUGGGUGACACUGUUCAGAGUUUAUAGUAAUGUUCUUGAAAUUAAGUCAAAGUUCUCUCCAUUGCAUUAUGCGAGAACUGUAUAUAUGUGUUAAAGGGAUCUGUUUGAUUCCUUUUGGCAAGGAAUUGCAGAAAUGGCUUUUGUGUUUUUUUUGCAGAAAUGGUUUUUAACAAUGUCUGUUAUAAAGUGAGACCUUGGGAGUCAGCGAAGACAUUGUAGCCUUUUCACUCUGAAAUGGCAAAACAGUUGUAUUCUCUGGGUCUAUCAAAGACUCCUGUUUGAGGAUUGUGAAUGGAGAGGGUGUGUGUGUGUGUGUGUGUGUCCGUGUGUCCAUGUCCUCAUGCUUUCUGCCAUGGUGUUAAAACCUCCUUAUGAAGGCAUCCAAAGAAUACCAAGUGGUAACAGUAGGCAGUUGGCUUGAGUGAAUUCAGCCCCAUCUGCCAACAACUCAGAGAACUGGAGUUGUUCUAGAUAAGGUGGGCAAAGUCAGCCAUUGCCUUAGCCUGUUUCCACAGUAAGCAUGCUCUUCUCAUCCACAAGGAUGCAACUCAGUAGGGUUUGACCUGAAUCCCUGGCUCAUGUGUGGUGUUGGACUGGCAGUAGUGACCAGAACAGCACAAGGCCUGCAAGAUGUUCCUUUGAAAGAGAAAAUGCUGUCAUUUGUUAGGGCACAGAAACCAAAUGAUGGCCAAGGACAAUGCUCCUUCCAUGGAAAAGAGGUGAACUCUGCUGACAAGACAUUUUGAGUUGACUGAAUGAGGGGGUCAACCCAGCUAUAAGGAAUACUGCGGUCAUCAGACCCCAGGAAACAGUACGUGCACACAAUCUUAAGGGCUGUGAACAUGGGAAAGGAAGGGAAAAAGACAUUUAUAAAGUCAAUCUUAACAGUUGUUGCGAUACCUCUUAUUUGCAGACUAUUGGAUUUAUGUUAUUGCACUCUUCGUGUGAUCUCUUAUGUAUCGGAUAGUUUUUAUGAAUAAUUGUUUUGAGUUGUAAACUCUUAUACAUUUUAUUAAAAUGGACCUAAUAAAAGUAAGUGA
Molecule: messenger RNA, 7353 nt
Organism: Enhydra lutris kenyoni (northern sea otter)
Lineage: Eukaryota; Metazoa; Chordata; Mammalia; Carnivora; Mustelidae
Exons: 1
Coding region: 723-1634 (303 amino acids)
Source: RefSeq, a predicted model, not a curated record